UUCCGUCUCUAGCCAGCCGGUGGUGUCACUCAACAACCGUGGAGACAAAUCACUUCAAAUAAUACCUCACACUACUGAAUAGGGAUUCCUUCAGAGAAAUCUGACAGAAAUUGUUCAGCUGUUUUGCUGAUGGUCAGCCAUGGAUGAAGAUGACAGCCAAGAGGAGCUGAUCAACCGCAGUACGUCCAACAGCAAAGGAAAAAGGCCUGCAUUGUGGGACAUCUCAGAUGACUCAGACAAUGUUGAAGAGGAGUCUGAGGAGGGAGAGUCUGACAGUGAUGAGGAGGAAGAAGAGGAGGAUCACCUAGAUGGAGAGGAGGAGGAGGAGGACGAGGAGGAGGACGAGGAAGAAGAAGAAGAAGAAGAAGGGAAUGAAGAGGAGGAUGAUGAGGAAGAGGAGGGAGAUGCUAAGGCUGAGGAUGGAACUUUUGGGGGAACUUCUGCUGACCUUGAAGGGAUGAGCUCGGAUGAGGACGCAGAGAAGUGUCCCAUCUGCCUUAAUUCAUUCAGCAGCCAACCUGUGGCAACACCAGAGAACUGCGAGCACUACUUCUGUCUCGACUGCAUCCUUGCAUGGGCCAAGAAUGCAAACUCGUGCCCUGUAGACCGUAUUGCCUUCAACAGCAUAUACCUACGGAAAUGUCAUGGAGGAAAAGUGAAGAAAAUGAUCACAGUUCAAAAGCCUGUGAAGGAAGGGCUUGAGGAAGUGGUAAAUUUUGACCUGGAACAGACCAACUGUGAGGUGUGUGGGGGGAGUGACCGCGAGGACCGCCUCUUGCUCUGUGAUGGCUGUGAUUCUGGGUAUCACAUGGAGUGUCUCACGCCACCUCUUAACUCUGUUCCUGUGGAGGAAUGGUUCUGCCCUGAGUGUGAAGCCAGCAACCGUCGCUCAAGGGUUUCAGUUGAAGAAGUCAGUGAUACAGAGAGCCUCCCUUCUACUGCCCGUCCUGCCACCAGUCGCUUCCAGUCCGGUGCUGCAGGUCCCACCAGAGCUAUCGCCCGAACUCAGCAGAGCGAGAGGGUUCGAGCCAAUGUCAACCGGCAUCGCAUCACACAGGCACGCUCAUCGCAGUUGGCGCCCACGUAUCUGGUUCAGUCCACUUGGCUGGAUGACACUAUUAAUACUGUGGUGGCUGGGCUCAACACAGCUGUGUAUAUACGGGACUUCACACCUCGUCCCCCAUCUAGCCGCAGGCGCAAGACCGCAAAACGCAGAAAGGUCAGAAGAAAGACGACAACUUCUGCUAAAGGUAAAAACGGCAAAGGAGCAAGUACAGGAGUGAAGAGGAGGAAACGGAGAGUGAGGAGGACUAAAUUCAGAAAGAAGCUGAUGUUGAAAAAGACAGCCACUCCUCGAGGCCGUAUUGCUAACAAUCUCAGAAUUGUGAAGAACAAGAAGAACUCUUCGCUUCCCACAGUAUAUCAGCCGUCAGAGAACACGCUAAGCAACAUGCGCGCUGACAUAGGUGCAGCAUCGCUCUCUAUAUAUGGAGAUCCAUUUGACCUGGAUCCAUUUCUGGAUCGUGAGCAAGAAGAGCAGCAGGCCCGCGUUACAUCGCUGUUGGAGGCCAAGAGACGAGGGAUCUCCCGCUCUGCUCUUCGCUCUCACCAGCCUGUAGCUCGACCAGUCACUGCAGGCCUUUCCAGGAGAGGUUUGGAUGUGCCCCAAUCAGGGGGUGUCGUGGAGGUGGCUCCUGUGCCCGACCUCCUGGGAAGCAUCCUAUCGGGACAAAGCGUCCUCUUGAUGGACAGCUCUGAUGUCGUUAUUAAUCGAGAUGGUUCCCUAAAAGCUACAAAGUCAUUGAUGCCGUCUGCGUUAAACGGUUGCAGCUCAGGAGAUGCCAGCACUCAGAUCAGCCCUGUGAUGUCUCCCAACCAAGGAGACAGUUCUCCGUCUCCCUACUUGAACAGAGACCUACCAGGACCCUCCAAUAGCCCCAUGAACAGACCUUUCUCCCAGAGCUCUUCUUGCUACAUGCCCUCCUCAGCCAGCCACAUCCAAUCAUCUUCCCAUUCUGAUUCACCCCGAGGUCAUCCAAGUUUGCGGCUACCGAGUCCGACCAGACCCACGCAGCCUCCUGGUCAGCAGAGGAGCAAUGGAGAAAGAGCCUGCAGCCCCUCCUCCUCCUCCUCCUCCAAGUUAAUGGCCUCUUCACAAUCCCAAACUAAAAAAACGGCCACAAAGCCCAUGUGGGUAGAUGUGUCAGUGCUUCCUAGGAUACCAAAAAUAAAAAGGGAGAGCAGUGAUAUCACAAAUGAUAGCACUAGUCAAGGUGGCAGCAGCGGCAGUAAUCAAAGCAGCAGUAGUGGUAGUAGGAGAAGUAGUAGUAAUUCUACCACCCGCAGUAAUAGUUACGGCCUGCCAGAAACGGGCAUGAACAGCCUUGCUGGGGACGAGGGAAGGCAGCAAAGUGUAGACCAGCACAAGGGCAGGGCUGACGGUCAGGCUCAGAGGCAGAGGCCUGAUGGAGCCGGCUCGUCCUCAGCCUUCUCCAACUCAUUCUCCUCUUCUUCCUCCUCCACUGGCUCUUCUACCAGCCACCCACGUUAUUCUUCAUCUUCCUCAUCUUCAUCAGCUGUGAGCUUCCGCAUUAACUCCAGUGGGAACUCCUGGCAGUCAAGGCGGCUGAGUGGCUCGUCAACCUCUGCUGCUGGAGUCAGUACGCAGGCAACCCGGAGAGAAAAGGAAGACGACGCGAAAAAAAAGAGACUGCUGCACAGGGAUAAACAGAUGCUCCUGACAUCACGUACACCGCUCAAUGAGGAACAAGGCAGUGAUAAUAUCUAUGAUCCCUUUGAUCCCACUCUGUCGGACUCAAGCAGCUCAGGCGAUGAAGCUCAGAGCACAAGUCUGCAUGGUAGCUUCCGACAUGCCACACGUGAGGGGACGGCUCCUAGUUUAGGAAACGAGGAGCAGCAGGAAGUGAUUACUGUAAAAACUGAAACACAGGAGAUUGAGGUUUCACAGGAAGAACUAAGGAGCACUCAGGAAACCACAUCGCAGGAAGUCAGAUUCUCAGAGGAAUAUGUCAAGGUAGAAAAAAAGACUGAGAAACAAACAGCAUUACUUGCUACUAAAGUUAAGAAAGAGCUAGGGUUAGAGGAUGCAGGGGAAACUGAAAGGUUUGGUCACAGCGUAAAAAGCAAAAAGACAGCAGACACCACACCAUCUGUUCAACACAGCCUGCAUCUUUUAAAGACUGAGAGAGAGUCUUUAGAAGAGAAGAGUGGACAGAGCGUUGGAACUCCACACAGUGCUCCUCCUGACUGUAAGAACGAUUCAUCAGCAUCUAGCUCUACUCCCACCAAGAAGAAACAAAAGCCAGAAACUAAAUCGGAUUCCAAAUCCUCUCACAAGUCAAGAGAUUUGGGCCAUAAAAAGAAGCCCAUCCCAGCUGCGAAAGAGAGACGCUCUAGUAGUCCAGAGACAGACAGAGGUAGGAGAGUAGACCAUCAUGCCUCAGGCCAGGGAGGCCGGCACAAAGAAAAGGAGACGGACAGAGAGACUUCCAGGCGGUCAAGAUCUAGAGAGCGGAUGAGGGCACCCUCAAACUCAGAAAGCUCUCAGUCCAAUUCCCCUGAUAGGACUCGCGGAAAGACACGGCGGUCCCGGUCCCGUUCCAAAGACAGGAGGCGAUCUAGGUCUGGUUCCAGCUCUGGCAGCAGAGAGCGUUCAAAGAGGAAGAAGCCCAUACCAAGGAGCCGGGAGAAAAAUGAUGGCAGAGAGAGAGACUGUGAUAGAAGACGGGUGUGGCAGAACAAGAGACACGGUCGGUCACGUUCCAGAUCCAGAUCGAAAGACAUUGUUCGUGCUCGGUCUGUCUCAAAAUCACGGUCGAAAUCGCGGUCCAGAUCCACAUCCAGGGAAAGGAGGAAAGACCACACGCGACUGCAACAGUCGUCUCUCUCCUCCAGAGACAAGGUGGAGUCACGGUCAAAAGACAAGCGGAGACGCAGGUCUAGAUCUAGCUCAAGAGAGAAAAGGAAAGAAGAAGGAUCAUCAUCCAAGAGUUCUCAGAAAACUUCAGGGUCCCGUGUCUCGUCCUCUAAAGACACAAAGCCGUUAACCGACAAGAAAAAAGAGAAGGAUAUAACUCGAAGCUCCCUCAAAGAGGAAACAGUCGCCACAGUGAAUAAACAGAAUGCUGCCCUCUGUACUGCCGCCUCUGAAGUUACAAAGAAAGGCAAAGACCUCAGGGCAGAUGGCCAGGCCACAACAGCGGAAAAGGUGAAAGAGAUGAAGGUUGAAAGAGAAAUUAAGAAAGAAAAACAACAAUCUCUUGAUAUGUUUGAAGAUUAUUCUUUUACUAAACCAAUUAAGAAAGAAGAAACUGACAUUCAUCCUUUAACGGUAGCCAAAAGCAUAGAUGAGGAGGGAAACGAAGAAGACCCCAUCAAGACUGAGACGUUUGAAAUCCCCAUCGUUAAAUCUGAGCCAAGUUCCCCAGAAUUAUGCCACUUUCCCCCUGCCCCGUCAUUUCCCACACUGACCGCACCUGUUACAGCCGACAGUCCCCAGGACACAGUCUCUCCGUCUCACCCAGAGAUAAUGGCCUCCAGAGAACAACCAGAAACUGUCCCUGUAAGGCAGGAAGUUCAGCAACCCUCAGACUCUGAUGAUGACUUCAAUGUUGACGUGAUGCUAGACAACCUGGACUAUGUGAAGACUGAGCGCACAGAGGAAAGCGGUGCAUCCGUCAAACAAGAGAAGGAAGUAGAGGAGGGGAAGACUGAACAGGUGUCGACUGUAGUGGGAGCCAAAUCCAAAACUCAAGUGAAGAGGGUGACCUGGAAUAUACAGGAGCCUGAGGGACCUCAACCAGAAAAGAAAUCUGCAAGCAAGCUGUCUUUGUAUAAAUUGAAGCUGAAGCAGGAAGGAGCUCGCAGACCCUCGUCAGCAGUCCAGACAUCCAGUAAGGACAUCACUGGAGCCUUCAGUCAGCCCUCCAAGAGGGGUGCUGUUGGUCCGCUCAGUUCCUCCUCUAGAUCUGAUGUGCAAGGAGAGGAAGGGGAUUUGUUAAGGAAAGACCAGUAUUUGAAGAAGCUGCACAUGCAGGAGAGAGCUAUAGAGGAGGUAAAGCUCGCCAUCAAGCCUUUCUACCAGAAUAGAGACAUCGACAAGGAUGAAUACAAAGACAUUGUACGCAAAGCCGUCCAGAAGGUGUGCCACAGCAAGAGUGGGGAGAUCAACCCAGUGAAGGUGGGAAAUCUGGUCAAGGCAUACGUGGACAAAUACAAACACGCUAGGAAACACGGCAAAGGAGAGGACUUAGGGCAGACACAGGAGAGUGAGGACAUGAGCAUCUCUGAUAGCCCAUGAGGAGGCGUACAUUAAAGGCAAGGACAGCCACACCCACUGAAAACACUUAUUCAUAUGUUUAACUUUGUGUCCUACCACUGGCCGUCAUCUCAAGCUCUCAAACUCAAUCUAAACAGUUCGCUAAGAUCUGCUCACGGCUUCAAGAUGAAACAUUUUCUACACCACGAGUUUUCUCUCUUAUUUGACUUUUGAGGAUCAAUGUUUCUUCUUUGUUGUUGUUGAUCACUUCAACUGCACCUACUGAAGUCUUGUGCUUGGACUGCCACUGCCAAGAACUGGUCUCGUUGGGUAGUACUGCUCAGAAACUUAACGGGAGACCUGGAGGUUGUGCCUUAAAGAGGCAAAUCUCAAAACCCCUCCCAUGGAGUGAUACAUCAGGGAGCUUUCUCCACUGGGAGGACGCAGCUUGGGCUUUGACUUUCACACGGCUGUUUUGUUUUGUGGGAGUGAAGGGGUGUUUAUCAGUAGGCAAAACGUUUUGUUGGUUAAAAAGUGGUAUACAAGUAUGCAAAAUAUGCAUAUUUAAGACAUUUGUAACAUUAAGGAACAACACUGUUAUGCAAUUUUUGUAGAAAAUGUAUCCGUAGAGAUAUUCAACAAUUUUAGAUUUGGUUGUAAAUAUUAUAGAUUUGAUAUAUCCACUUAUAUCUUCCUUUCAUCUGUGUCGCCUGUUGCGAAUGACUGACAUAAAUGGUUCUAGUUAUUAGAGUUGACUGGUUUGUGUUUUGUAUUUUAAAGCCUCUGUUAUCGGUCUUCGACAUCUCUUAUAUCCUCCAUGUCUAAUGUCUAGAUGUAGUCCAGCGUACUACAGGGGAAUCCUGGCUCAGCAGUUCCAGAUGAAUAAUGGAGUCGCUCCUCUCAAAUAGCAGCCUCUUCUUUUUUUAGGCAUACUUGUUUUAUUAUGCUCUGAACAAACCUUAGGAUCUCAGUAUUAUCCGUUUUGCAACCCGUGGCUGAAAUGUAGAAAAGCAGCUUUUAGAGAACUGGGGAAUAUUUUGUUUUUGUGCCAAAACAGUAAAAGAUUUAAAUGCAUCAUUUCACUCAAUAAAAAAGAUCAAAUUUGUUUUUGGGCAUUGUAUUUUUAAACAAUGGAGACUCCCGCGCCACACUGCAGUAUAUAGAUCAAAUAGAGUUUAGUUAUGGGGUUAUAAUACAGACUUAAUGUCUCAAGAUGUCUAUAGUUUAUCACUGUCUUACCUGCUGCUGUCAUGUACACAAACAUUUCAGCUACAGUUAAAAUGUUUCUUCUUGUGUGUGCUUUGUAUUAAUAAGUAUGAAGCUAAUUGUAUUGGCAUAAUAUCAUGGUUUUGUGAGAUUAAUUUAUAGGCCAUAUAUAAUAAAAACAAUGCAACAGCAUAAGUCACAACAUUUUCCAAGCUAGGUAUGUUGGAAGUAAACGGCUUUAGUUGGGAACACUACAAUAAUCCUCUCAGUGUUCGCCUGACAGUCAAUGUGUCUUAACCCGAAACCUCACUCUCCGUGAUAUCCUCGACUACUCUGCGGUGCUUUCUUUUACACAAAUGUUCAUGGGAAAGUAAUUCUGCGUGUCCAUAACUCUGUUGUCCAUAGUAGUUUGUUUGAUAACUGUAAAGGUGGAUUAUGUGAGUGUUUGGACUCCUUUGUUAUUGGGCUUUAUAGAGCCGAGGACUCUGAGUGGAAGAAUCUACGAAGGUGCUCAUGUUUAUCUGAAUGUAUUUUACUUUUGUUCUGCAUUUACUUGACAGGCCAGGUGUGUUUUAAAAAGGGAACACAAAUGAUAAUAAAUCACUGAUGAUAAAUAGG
Cottoperca gobio is the source of this 7102-nucleotide messenger RNA. RefSeq names its product PHD and ring finger domains 1 (gene phrf1). The record is from RefSeq and is a predicted model, not a curated record. NCBI's taxonomy places the organism in Eukaryota, Metazoa, Chordata, Actinopteri, Perciformes, Bovichtidae.